CGCCAGCACCGUUGCUAAGUGAUCCCGUAAUAUAAAACAGCGUCCGUGCGUUUGUGCCUGAAAAAACAUCCCCAGCCACUCAUCUCAGUGAACGAGGACUGCUUCAAGAGACUCAAACAUGCGUGAAUGCAUCUCUGUCCAUGUUGGUCAAGCUGGAUCCCAAAUAGGCAAUGCAUGCUGGGAGCUGUACUGCCUGGAGCAUGGCAUCCAGCCGGACGGCCAGAUGCCCAGUGACAAGACCAUUGGUGGCGGAGACGACUCCUUCAACACUUUCUUCAGUGAAACUGGAGCUGGCAAACAUGUUCCCAGAGCCGUCUUUGUGGACUUGGAGCCAACAGUCAUUGACGAGGUCCGUACAGGAACCUACCGCCAACUCUUCCAUCCUGAGCAGCUGAUCACAGGAAAGGAAGACGCAGCAAACAACUAUGCCCGUGGUCACUACACUAUUGGUAAAGAGAUCAUUGACCUGGUUCUUGACAGGAUCCGAAAACUGGCUGACCAAUGCACUGGUCUCCAAGGUUUCCUUAUCUUCCACUCCUUUGGAGGAGGAACUGGUUCUGGUUUCACCUCUCUGCUGAUGGAGCGCCUCUCUGUUGAUUAUGGAAAGAAGUCCAAGCUAGAGUUUGCAAUUUAUCCAGCCCCCCAGGUCUCCACAGCUGUGGUAGAGCCCUACAACUCCAUCCUGACCACCCACACCACCCUUGAGCACUCAGACUGUGCCUUCAUGGUAGAUAAUGAGGCCAUCUAUGACAUCUGCCGCAGAAACCUGGACAUUGAGCGUCCCACCUACACCAAUCUCAACAGGCUGAUUGGACAGAUAGUCUCAUCCAUCACUGCCUCGCUGCGUUUUGAUGGUGCGCUGAAUGUGGAUCUGACUGAGUUCCAGACCAACCUGGUGCCCUACCCCCGUAUCCACUUCCCUCUGGCCACCUACGCCCCAGUCAUUUCUGCAGAGAAAGCCUAUCAUGAGCAGCUAUCAGUAGCAGAGAUCACCAAUGCCUGCUUUGAGCCAGCCAAUCAAAUGGUGAAGUGUGACCCUCGCCACGGUAAAUAUAUGGCCUGCUGCCUGUUAUUCCGUGGUGAUGUGGUUCCCAAAGACGUCAACUCCGCUAUUGCCACCAUCAAGACCAAACGCACCAUCCAGUUUGUGGACUGGUGUCCAACAGGUUUCAAAGUGGGCAUCAACUACCAGCCUCCUACAGUGGUACCUGGAGGAGACCUGGCCAAGGUGCAGAGGGCUGUGUGCAUGCUGAGUAACACCACUGCCAUUGCUGAAGCCUGGGCCCGACUUGACCACAAGUUUGACCUGAUGUAUGCCAAGAGGGCCUUUGUCCACUGGUAUGUGGGUGAGGGUAUGGAGGAGGGAGAGUUCUCAGAGGCCAGAGAGGACAUGGCAGCUCUGGAGAAGGAUUAUGAAGAGGUUGGCACUGAUAGUGUUGGGGAUGAAGGAGAGGAAGAAGGGGAGGAAUAUUAGGUUCAAAGAAUCAAACACAAAUCAAAUCAAAUCAAACUUUAUCAAAAACACUUGUUUUGUGAGAAAAAUAUUUUUUUAAUUGUGCAACAUAUUAUAUGCACCCACCCAAGGCGAAGCUCUGUUUUUUGGAAACCAAUAUUUACAGUGCAUUCUGUUAUUUAUUAAUAGACAUGUUGGCAAUUACAAUGUAAAUUAUUACUACUAAAUGUAGUAGCUAUUGGAAUGUUAAAACUGCGGCAUACUAAGGCCUGAUAAUCAUCACCCAUGUCAUUCACCAUUUAAGGUGGUGUAUAUUCUUGCAUUUGUAAGCGAUUUUCAAGUGAUAAUGAGCUGAUCUUGAGCAUCAGCUAUGAAAUGUACAUGUUUUGGUAAAAACUUUGUCCCUCGUGAAAGGGAAAUUUUACGCUGCAUUAUAUUACAAGAGAAUUGAUCUGGUUUGAUCUGACUAAUUGUGUUUUGAAAAAUAUAUUCUUUGCUAGCAUGGAACAUAAGAGCUGUUAAAAGUUGUUAUGGAACAUAAGAGCAAUUAAAGAAUGUGCAUUGUCUUUACAUUAUUAAGUC
Molecule: messenger RNA, 2035 nt
Organism: Betta splendens (Siamese fighting fish)
Lineage: Eukaryota; Metazoa; Chordata; Actinopteri; Anabantiformes; Osphronemidae
Exons: 4
Coding region: 119-1474 (451 amino acids)
Biological process (GO): mitotic cell cycle; microtubule cytoskeleton organization
Cellular component (GO): cytoplasm; microtubule
Molecular function (GO): structural constituent of cytoskeleton; GTP binding
Source: RefSeq, a predicted model, not a curated record